Poecile atricapillus (Black-capped chickadee) is the source of this 7345-nucleotide messenger RNA. It is a transcript of the gene PLEKHM3, whose product is annotated as pleckstrin homology domain containing M3. Bases 314 to 2614 code for a protein of 766 amino acids. The record is from RefSeq and is a predicted model, not a curated record. NCBI's taxonomy places the organism in Eukaryota, Metazoa, Chordata, Aves, Passeriformes, Paridae. The transcript is spliced from 9 exons.
UAUACGUUGUGGAAUCAAACAGGCCUUACAGGAGAGUCUGUGUUGUGUGGGAAUGAAUGUGUGCUGGCUGGAGUAUCAGCAGAAAUGUGGGGUCACUGGCCGUGCCAGGUGAGGUACUCUUCAUCACUAUGGACUUGUUUCAUAACAGGGACCAUAGCCCACUUGGCCAGUGAGUGUUAGAUCUUCCCUCUGAAGACAAAUUGAAUUGGUUACUUCUACCACUAUGGGUUGGGCCUGGUGACUGUUUGCCCACCACAUUUGAGUUAAUAGUGUGCCAGGGACAGAUGUGAAGCAGGUCCUUAGCUCCAUAUUGAUGUGGUAUCUUCUUAACGCCUCGCAACGCCUUGAGCCCACAGCAGCACAGGAUAUGGAGGCUCUUGAAGUGGAUGACAUUAGCCCUGCCUUGGAAGUGACUGAAGACUUUUUCAAUAGUUUUGAUACUAAGCUUGAAAAGAUUGUGGAGCCCUCUGAGGUGUACAGUGUGCAGGAGGUCCCUGAACUGGUUGGGCAUGAGGUAUUUGAUCAGAUAACAGAGAGCAGGAACCUGAGGAACGUCGCCUCCUUAGCCAAAAGUAGCCUCAUCUGGGAUCACUGCAAAAAUGGCCUCUUGGAAACCAAAGCUCAGACAGCGUUCCCUACCAAAGAGCAACGCAUGGUGCAGAGGGGAACAGCUGCUGACAAUGUUGCUUGGGCAGGGGAAGGGGAGACCACGGCUUUUAAUAUCUUCAAGAUCUGCCAGCGGCGGAGAGAUAGGCCUCGUUCAGUGAAUGACAUCCUGGUGCAGAAUGAGGAAGCCUCUGUGUUCAAACCAGGGCACAACAGGUCACGCUCUGAUAUCAGUCAUGUAAACUGGAGAGUGGUCUUCACAGGCACCUCCCUGCAGCAGCCACCUGGUCAGGACAAUAACUGUGCUUUGCUUUCCUACUUGGCAUUAACCAAGGGAGAGGACAUCCAAGGAAACACAGAACACAAGACAGUGUUUCCGAAUCUUCUGAAGAAGGGAUACUUGGAAGUUAGAAGAGACAAUGACAGCUACUGGCAAACCUGUUAUGCUGAGCUCUCCCAGUACAAACUGUACCUGUAUUGCUUGGACAGCAGUGGCAACCAGACUCUUCCCACCGUGUAUCCACUCUUGCGUUUUCAAAGGGUCACUGUUACUGGGGGCAUUGAAACCAAGGUGGUGGACACUGUCCUGUCAGACAGCUCACAGCUACAGCUGAAGGCAGAGUCAUCGUGGGAGACUUUGGACUGGGGACAGAAACUUUGGGAAGCGGUGCGUGCUUCUGUGCCUGCAUUUACAAGACAGCAGGAGAAACUGGAGAAUGUGCCAAAGCUGGAAAAUAACAGUGACCUUUCUCAAACUAAUGGGUUAUUAGAGAAGCCUAUGGAGCUCUUCCUAUCCAUGAAUUUGACUGAAAACACUAAAGAUUACCAAAAUAUUCUGAAAUCAGGGACUCUUUACAGGUUAACUGUCCAGAAUAACUGGAAAGCAUUUACUUUUGUCUUGAACAGGUCUUAUCUCAUGGCAUUUCAACCUGGUAGGCUUGAUGAAGAUCCCCUGCUGAGCUACAAUGUCGAUGUGUGCCUGUCGGUCCAGACAGAUACUCAGGAUGGCUGUGACUCUUGCUUUCAGGUCAUUUUUCCCCAAGACGUGCUGCGACUGCGUGCAGAGACCCGUCAGAGGGCCCAGGAGUGGAUGGAGGCACUGAAAUCAGCAGCCAAUGCUACUCGAAGUUUAACUCAAAACCCACAGGUGACGCUUAGGAACAAACCUGGAGAUCGGCCCCUUGGAAAUGAUCUCAGAAAGACCAAGCGCCAGUCUGUGACCACCAGCUUCCUGAGCAUCCUGACCACAUUGUCUCUAGAGAGAGGGCUCACAGUUCAGAGCUUCAAGUGUGCAGGCUGUCAGCGCUCCAUAGGUUUGUCCAAUGGGAAAGCCAAGGUGUGCAGCUACAGUGGAUGGUAUUACUGCAGCACCUGCCAUGUGGAUGACAACUUCCUUAUCCCUGCACGGCUGGUUCACAACUGGGACACUUCCAAAUACAAGGUAUCAAAGCAAGCCAAAGAGUUCCUGGAAUAUGUUUAUGAGGAGCCGUUAAUUGAUAUCCAGCAGGAAAAUCCCAUGUUGUACAAUCAUGUUGAACCUCUGGCAACUGUUGUCCGCCUGAGACAGCAACUAAAAUCUCUGCGAGCCUACUUGUUCAGCUGCAGAGCAGCAGUGGCUGAAGAUCUGCGGAGGAGGAUCUUUCCCAGAGAGUAUCUUCUUCAGCAAAUCCAUCUUUAUUCUCUGGCAGACCUUCAGCAGGUUAUUGAAGGAAAGCUGGCUCCUUUCUUGGGGAAGGUGAUCAAGUUUGCCACCUCUCAUGUGUACAGCUGCAGCCUUUGUAGCCAAAAGGGUUUCAUCUGUGAGAUUUGCAACAAUGGAGAGAUCCUUUACCCCUUUGAGGACAUUUCUACAAGCAGGUGUGAAAGCUGUGGUGCUGUCUUCCACUCUGAGUGCAAAGUGAAGGCUGUACCAUGCCCCAGGUUUGUGAAAAUAUGGAAUACUGAUUUUUGCUUCCUAUAUAAUCUACAGACUGUUGUAUUCAAGGCAGAAAGCAGUUUUGAUUGUUGAAGCAUCUCACUAAUUGCUGAAGUAUUUUAAAUAAAAGAGCAGGGUACAUCAUGCUUACAUUAAAAGGUAAAAUUCUACAAUGAGUUGCAUUGUACUGGAAUAUAAGUGGUUACCUUUUCCAGCCUCCAGUAAAAGAAAAAGUAGCUUUCUCAAAUUUGAGUGCAACUACAAUAUAUAUAGAAGCAUGUUUAUAUCUGUAGACAUUAGACAACCAGUGCCUUUCUUUUCCAAAAAUCCUUCUUCCAUUGGGAUUCUUUAGAAGGAAGUGAGGGAUUUUCCAUGUUCUUGGCAAAGUGCUGUAGGGAUUCCCAUACUUAAUAAACCUGGAGAAUCAUGCACCUUUGUCACUAAAAUUAAUACUUCCUAUACACAAUGGUGUCUCUGUCUCAGCUCACUGCUCCUCAUGUGGAAUGAAUUGCUUUUGGCUAUCACCCUUAAAGGCAUAAUGUUCCUUGCAAAUCCAUUCCCAUGCAAAGAAUUCCCUGUGUGUUCAGAAAUGCAAACACUGGGGAAGUAUUGUGAAAUUAGUCAGGCAAACAGGAACUGCACUGGUACUGGCUGAAUAAAUAGAGCGCUCCCAUGUUUUUCAGCUUGUGUCACUACAAUUACUCCUGUGGCAAAGCCAGUAGCUCUGAACUGUCAGCAUCUGGCAGGUACUAUUUUGAAUUAUCUGUAGACAUAAUGUUAGGUCAUUAAAGAAAAAAUGGUGGUGUUUUUCAUAUCAUCAUGCUCUGGUACUUAUGAUACCUCACUGUGCCGGUUCAUGUCUGGCUCAGUUUAGAAAAGGCUGCUUGAGUGCACUGUCAAAAACCAUACGGAGUCAAGGAAUCAAGGUUUCAGCCAUUGCAAAAUGUUAGUUACUUUGACAGAUGUCCUGUCUCCAAAGUACCAGUUAUGUGGGUGGUUAGAUAUUGGAGUUGAAUUCUGGAAUAACAGCAGAGACAGCAGUGGACUUGCUCUGGGUUUCUACAGAUAUUACAGAACAGUUUCUUUGCUAACAGAGGUUUAAAGGAUAAAAGUGUAUGAUGUUGGCAAAACUGCUGAAAUUAGUCAUGGGUCUGAAACCACUGCCAUUACCAAUGACAUAGAGCAAGAGCAUGUUAUGAUAUUCUGUCAGUGCCCAGAGCUUUAUGUAAAAGGAUACUGUACAAUACAGAUCAUGUUAUUUGCUUUAAAAUCCAGUGGUGUUGUAAACCAGCUACUUCCUAAAAUGGACAUUCAUUUCUACUUUGGAAAAGUGAUGCAGCUUCACAGUAGCUCUAGGAGCAGGCUGUAAUGUGGAAGAUGAUGUCCUCUCAGGGAUGCCUAGCUCCUAUCCAAAAAAAUAGUUAUUCCUUAUAAAUGGGUAAGAUAAAGCAUUCUGUCACCAAUUUUUGUAAGCAUAAUGAAAGGCUUAAUCCUGCCCUCAGUCGACUUUCUUGCAGGAGCCUCAGCCUGGGGUUCUGCAGGUGGUUUGGGUUUCAGACAACGCUGUAACCUUGCAUGGCUGUCUCUGCUGGAUUAACAGCACUCUGUGCUGGUCCCCACUGCUUCUCUGGCCAUUCUGCAGCCCACAGCCUGCACGUGGCUCUGCUCUGCAGACUUCUGGAUGAGCAUCAGCUGGUAAAGUUCCUGGGGGCUUUGCAGAUUGCACAGCUCUGCCCGCACCCUCCCCCCAUCCCAGGUGAAAUUACGUGUUAGUACUUCAGUCUUGUCCUGCCCACGCAUGAAAUAAAUUUGAACAAUGCCAUUUCAUUGUGAAUCAAGAAUAAAAUAUGCUUUUUGUCUUCUUCAAAGAGAAGAUGCUUUCAUAGCUGACUGAGAAGGAAUUGAUCUGUAAUCCAGUUACUGCUUUUGCUUUGUACAGAGCUUGUUAUCAGUGUAAAAAUAGGAUGCUUAACUGCAGUGGACCAUAGCCUCACUCUCUGCAGGUACUUAUAGGAUAGUCUGGUAUUAUUUUAAUCUAAGACACUAUCCAAGAUGCUUAUUCAAGUCUCUUUUCCUCUUUACCCUAACCAUCUACCUUUCCGUCAAGGCAAAGAUGGGCCUACCUAGGGGAUGCAAACUGCAGCUCUUUUUGUAUUAUCAAUCUAUAAAAAGAGAAAUUUGUAUUUCUUGUGUAGGAAUCCUCCUAUUGCAUUUCUUGUUUUUUGUCUGUCUUAUGUGGUAGAAAAUGAUGGGUUUGUGGUGUGACAAAAUAUCCUGGCUGGCACAUACCAAUACGAGCUCGCUGCUGGGAUCAAUAGGAAUUAGCAGGUGUGAGGGAGGAUACUUUUUUGAGAAGAAAUUAAGUUUUUCACAGUACUGCACAGGCUCUGAUGGCCCUUUUAGGAGUGAAUCAUCCCGGUAUCUCUAGAGUUCUUCUUGUCAUGGCUUCUCUUAUUAUUAGGAUAGUGUGUAUAUUAUAAUAGAUUGAUGAUAAUGUCUUGAAAGAUUUUUAAAAGGAGCAGAGGACAUCUGUUUACAAUGAAAUGGGGAAGCUGCCCAGUUGAAUUUUGCUUUUUCCCUAUAGCAGCAGAAGUCACCUAGUUUCCUGGGCUCCCCAAAGGUCACUGCCUGGAUUGCAGCUGACUGUUGAUAUGUAUAAAAGAAAUCAAUUGAAUAAUCAUCAUAAUCUUUCUGCUGCUCAGUUGCCAGCCAGUCUCCCCUCUCUCUCUUCUGUCUCUGCCCAUGUCCUUACUCACAGUACUGAGCCUAUAGCCAGGCUUGGACCUUCAUAGCUCAUUGUGUUGCUUUUGAACCAGUUGAGUCCAAUCAUUCUCUCCUUCAUAAUUUGCCUUCCAAUUUUCCCUUCCCAGUAGGAGUGCCUUACAGUACUGUAUAUUAGCAUCUCUCUUUCUGUUUUGGAUUUCCUGAUUGCAUCUGCUGUUUUAUUAACUUGUAGACUUAAACUGAAACUCUCCUGUGGUUGUGCCUGCUCUUUUGCAGGUGCAGCUGAGUAAAUCAGUUUGCUUGUUCUGCCCUCAUGAAGUGAGCUCUACAGGCUUAUAUACCAGCUCUGAAGACACCAAGCUGUGUGGGAACUCCUCACUUUUGCUCAUUUUGGUGCCUUAAAUUUUGAGAAGUGAAUAAUUUUUUUAGAAAUGCUCUGCCAUGGUGCAAUGUGUUUGGCAUUGGAGCUUAAAACCCUUGCUCAUGACAUUUUCCAUCUUGCUAGAAAUGGUAACCAUAACAUUUGUUUACUGCCUAUGCUUUGUGAGGGCAUUAUGAGAGAGGAUAGUGUGGAGAUGGUAUUGGUUCUUACUAUGUGUAUUUUUGAGACUAGCUGGGCUGCUUAGCCUGAGAUGCAGUUGUGCAAGACCUUCCGAAGCCGUGCUUAUAUAAUAAUGUCAACUACAGAGAAUUCAAACUGGGUCAGGUCACAUGCAGUUUUGCUCCUCCUGGAACCCCUGGUCAGUCCACACAACAUGGCCAGGGACUCCCAUACAGAGCUCCCUGCUCGCUUGCACAGCUGGGUCCAGUGCUGUGGGAAUGAAGGUGUUUCCUCAAAGCUCAAUUAUAAUGCAGCCUGGCUCCCUGAAGGCUGACCCAGUGUGGGUUUAGUCAGCUUUACCUUAGAGAGAGGGUUAACCCCUUGAAAUUUUAGGAUUAUUUACUUAAGUAUGUGGCAUGUGUCGGCCUGGGGCACUUGUCCUUACUAACUGUGAUUUUAUAAGUCCACAUUUGACACCAGUAGCGGGAAUCCCAUUUGUCAGUGGCAGUGCUGUUACUGCAUUUUAGCAGUACAGUGAGGAGACAGCCUGGAUAAUAAUGUGCAAAGUCCUUCUUUACUUGAAAACCCUGGUGUGGCCAUGAUGGCUUGAGUCAUAUCUUAAAAUGCCAAUUUCACCCAAAUUUCUUAGGGUGGCCAUUAAUCCAAAUUGCAAAGAUGCCACUUGUGGUCAGUAUCAGAGAUAUCUAGGUCUGGAGAGCUAUCAGCUGUCUAGGAUCGAAGUGUAUUAGACUUUGUGCACAAGUGUUGGUGGCUCAAUUUAUUUAUUUAUUUAUUCCUAUCUAAUCCACAUGUUAAACCAUUAUAAAUCCAUGAAUACACAGCAUUGUUUUGGUGGAAAAAGGAUCUUUUCAGAUUUGCUUAUGCACUUGUCUACCAAGUUGAUUUUGCUUAAACUAAGCUGUGCUUUCAGGCUAAUUUUUAAUUAAUACCUGUGAUACCAAGUUACCUUAUAUGAGUCCCUGCUAUACUUGAGGUAAUCAAAAGUAAAUUCAUGAGCAAAAUGUGUGUUUCAUAGGUAUUAAGUGAUAAGGGCAGCUUCCAAAUCAACCUUAGUUCAGUCAAGGCAAUUAAAAGCCAGGGAAAGCCAGGUGUGAGCCACAAAACCCAGUGGCUGAUGUGGUCCCUGGAAGCCUGGGAUUUCUUUCCUGUCAGAGCACCAGCUCACCUGCACCACUUACAGUGAAUUUUAGCAUUGCUGGCAGUGCACCCUGAGUUUUUGGAAUACUGUUAUGUGUGUGUGCAACUCUGUUAACUUAUUUGCAACAUUGUUACAUGUGUUUCAUUGUUCUUGUGUUUCCCUUGUUGGUUUGUUUUUGUUACAUUUGACAAGGAUUUUUUUUUUUUUUAAUUGUCUGCAACUACUGGGCAAUAGUCUUAAUUUAUUAUUGAUGUGUAAUGAAGUUAUAAUUUAAAUCCAUCAAGUUGAAUUGCUUGUUGACACUUGAGCAGGGUUUAUUUGGGUUCACUUGUGACUGCAUCAGAGCACCAGUCCCUCCUGUAUAAAGGCAACUCUCAAUAAACACUAAAAAAAUUGUUAC